GUGACCAGUGUAUGAGACUUGGUGGCCGUCCUCUUUUCUCUCUCUUUCCAACCUCCUGGCAUCGCCACGAAACUUUGAGCGCCUCGUCAGAGGCCGCAGAUCGUCAUCAUGUUGAUCCCCAAGAAGAACCGCACUGAGGUGUACAAGUUCCUCUUCUCCGAGGGGGUCUUGUAUGCCAAGAAGGACUUUGAGGCACCCAAGCACCCGGAGAUUGAUGUGCCCAACCUGCAGGUUAUCAAGCUUAUGCAGAGCUUCAAGUCGAAGGAGUAUGUGAAGGAGAGCUUUGCAUGGAGGCACUACUACUGGUACCUGACUGAGGAGGGCAUCACCUACCUGCGCGAGUACCUGAACCUGCCCUCGGAGAUCGUCCCCGCCACCAUGAAGAAGUCCGCCAGGCCGGCCCAGAGGCCUCUUGCCGGCGGCGACCGCCCGCCCCGCCCCCCGAGAAUGGAGGGUGACCGGCCCCGGUUUGGUGGUGACCGUGAGGGUUACCGGUCCGGUGCCCCCCGUCCCGGCUACGGAGACAAGGGCGGCGCUCCUGGCGAGUUCCGGCCAGAGUUCCGUGAGGGAGAGGGCGGCGAGAGCCGUGGCUUCGGACGUGGCGGCGGCCGGUUCGGCGGCCCCCCCCGUGGCGGUGCCCCCGGCGCCCCUGCUGAGUAGACGUUUGUACCAUACCCGCGCCGCUAGCAUAACCGAGUAUGCAAAGCGUCGUCUGAGAAGGGGGUUUUGGAUAACCGUUCGUCGAGCAGAGGCGAUUGUGCGGAAAGGAGGUGGGUGGAUGGGCACACAGCGGGGCGCCCGCCGGCCUGGGCGGGCCGGGGCGGGACCGCUGGCAAUCAGGAGGUUGGACAAAUUCUGAAUGCCGUCAUCUUCUAGAGCGAACAAGCAAUCCGUUCCCUCGUCAAUCUGUGUGCGCAAGCGAUUUGAGGCCCGUCAUAUGCACUCGCAAUGCAAGCCAUGGUGCGGGGUUCCGCCGGUUCAAUUUGCUAUGCGGGGAUCACAGUGGAUUUGGGGUGGAUUUUCGUGGAUGAUUGAUGUCACAGGGCCGCAGAUGGUGCGCUGUUCCAGUACCGUACUGGAAUGGCAG
Messenger RNA from Klebsormidium nitens, 1087 nucleotides. The record is from the annotation of a GenBank genome assembly. NCBI's taxonomy places the organism in Eukaryota, Viridiplantae, Streptophyta, Klebsormidiophyceae, Klebsormidiales, Klebsormidiaceae.